AUGAACAGCAGCAACAGUUACUUUAAUUUUGUAAUCAUGUGGCAAAGCAGUAAAAUAUCUGCAAUGUAUUUCAUGGACAAAGAUUCCAAACUGUCUAACUUAUUUCAACAGGCAAGCAGUCCUACAACAGGAACAGCUCCCAGGAGUCAGUCACGGUUGUCUGUCUGCCCUUCCACUCAGGACAUUUGUAGGAUCUGUCACUGUGAGGGAGAUGAUGAAAGUCCCCUCAUCACACCAUGUCGCUGCACAGGGACCCUGCGCUUUGUUCAUCAGGCCUGCCUGCACCAGUGGAUUAAGAGCUCAGACACGCGCUGUUGUGAACUCUGCAAGUACGACUUUAUAAUGGAGACCAAGCUCAAACCUCUUCGGAAGUGGGAGAAACUACAGAUGACAACCAGUGAGAGGAGGAAAAUAGUUUGUUCAGUCACAUUCCACGUAAUUGCAAUUACCUGUGUGGUUUGGUCAUUGUAUGUUUUAAUUGAUAGAACCGCUGAGGAAAUUAAACAAGGCAAUGAUAACGGUGUCCUUGAAUGGCCAUUUUGGACAAAACUCGUCGUGGUGGCCAUUGGAUUCACAGGGGGCCUGGUCUUCAUGUACGUGCAGUGUAAGGUUUAUGUUCAGCUGUGGCGCAGGUUGAAAGCCUACAACAGAGUGAUCUUUGUUCAGAACUGCCCAGACACCGCCAAAAAACUGGAGGAGAAGAACUCUUCGUGCACUCAGAGCUCGGACGUCAAGGACGCAGUGGUGGUGCCAGUAGCACAGACAGGUACAAACUCUCAGCCGGCAGCUGAAGAAACGACAUCUGAGGUGAUGCCAGUUUGA
Messenger RNA from Fulmarus glacialis (Northern fulmar), 822 nucleotides. RefSeq names its product membrane-associated ring finger (C3HC4) 1, E3 ubiquitin protein ligase (gene MARCHF1). The record is from RefSeq and is a predicted model, not a curated record. The transcript has 4 exons. Gene Ontology annotation, molecular function: ubiquitin protein ligase activity; MHC protein binding; zinc ion binding. Gene Ontology annotation, biological process: immune response; protein polyubiquitination; antigen processing and presentation of peptide antigen via MHC class II. Bases 1 to 822 code for a protein of 273 amino acids. Gene Ontology annotation, cellular component: late endosome membrane; early endosome membrane; lysosome. NCBI's taxonomy places the organism in Eukaryota, Metazoa, Chordata, Aves, Procellariiformes, Procellariidae.